This is a messenger RNA of Penicillium cataractarum, 1890 nucleotides long. Its product is annotated as MID1 family protein. Lineage: Eukaryota; Fungi; Ascomycota; Eurotiomycetes; Eurotiales; Aspergillaceae. Gene Ontology annotation, biological process: calcium ion import across plasma membrane. The transcript has 2 exons. The record is from RefSeq and is a predicted model, not a curated record. The coding region runs from base 1 to 1890 and encodes 629 amino acids. Gene Ontology annotation, molecular function: calcium channel activity.
AUGCGACAACAAUACGCUGCCCUGCAGUACUUGCUGACUGCAACGGUCCUCGGCACACUUAAUCCGCUCUUCACAGGCAUCGUUCAUGCCUCAACCAGCCAUGCCGCGGACGUCUCCCACGAAACGGAGAGCAGCCUGAUCGGCGGGCCGAUCAUCAGCGACGGGGCAGGUUUCCCCGUUGCGCUGGACUCGUUUAAUGGGCUGGAGCUGCGAGAUAAUGUGGGCGAGGAUGGGGAACCGGCCGAGCUGGACCUUGUGCGGAGGAAUUAUCCCAGUGAUGCGAAGUCGCUGGGUAACAACCAGUUCCAGGAUUCGACGUUGGAGGUUGGAGACAUACAGUGGUUCUUCGUCACGAAGGAGGUGGUGAAUGGGAAGCAGGCAACUACGAUAUCGACGUUACCCGCGAGUUUGAGUUCUCGGGGCGUGGAGGAGAAUGACGAUAUCAAGCUUGAACUGCGCAAACGACAACAAGCUGAGCCCUUGGCUAAGCGUGACCAGACGACGGUCUAUCUAUCGCUGACGACGUGUCGCACGCCGACGUCUAAUAGCAGUGACACGGUUCCCGGCUCAUUCCCUCAAUUAGAGAUUUACUACUCGACGGACGAGUCGCUUGAAAAGCCCGGACCUGGCAAGGACGAUAGCCUGCAGACAAUGAUCACCGCGGAGGGUGGUUACGCGACUGCUAAUAUCACGACCGACGGCGACAUUUUCAUCGGCGUCGUAGCACGCAACUCGACCACAUUCUCUGGAGAUUACCAAUAUCAAAUUGCUGCAUCUAUCGAUGCGCCCUUCCACAGCGUCCAUAACGACUCAUUCCUCUACUUCAUCGAUGCUGAUGUUUCAGCCGCCUUGCUGGUCACUAAUAACCUGACUCAGUCCGAGCCCAACUCGACAAAUUACAAAGAAUGGAUGAAGCUGAGCCCGCCGUAUACCAUGUUCGCGCACAAUAUCAACAAUACGGCGCUGGCAGGACUGGAGCGGUCAUUUUGCGCGUUGGAUCGGCUUUCAACGUUAGGUCGGAUUAGCAAUUCGACUGAGAUGGGUAUGACUUCUCGUGGAUUGGGAAAUAAGCCCAAGGAGCAGUUUUACAUUACCGGGUUGAAUCGGAGUUCGACGUACAAUGGCAUUCUUGCUAUGGUUGGUAACUCGACUCAAUCCGGGAAUGGAAUUAUCGGCGGUGGUGGGUCUGUGUGGAAGGCGAUGAAUUUCUCCACGAAAGCAGACGAUAACUGCGCCGUACUCUUCAACCUAACCUUCUGCUCCGAAGUAGCUUACGCGGUCCCCGCAAACCCCAAACGCAAAAACGUCAGCGAACUCCGCACAAUCUACGACACCUACGCCUCAGACUACUACAAAAGCUUCAACUACAGCCUCCAACAAGUCCAAUGCUCCGCCGAACCCGAAUCAAUGUACUCCCUUGCCGUCGGCUGCGACGACUGCGCAGACGCCUACAAGCAAUGGCUCUGCAGCGUCUCCAUCCCCCGCUGCGAAGACUUCACCAAAGACGAAUCCUACCUCCAAGUCCGCAACGCAGGCCAACCAUUCAUCAACGGCUCCUCUUUACCAGCUGAGAGCGUGUACCGACAAAGCGUCGUGACAAACUCGAGUCGCAAUCCGCUUAUCGAUUCGCAGAUCCAGCCCGGUCCGUAUAAGGAGAUUCUGCCUUGUCAGGAUAUUUGUUAUACGCUUGUUAAGUCUUGUCCUUCGACGUUGGGCUUUGGGUGUCCCACGGGCCAGUGGUUGAAUGCUAGUUAUGGGUAUCGGAAUGGGGAUGGCGAUAUUACUUGUAGUUAUCUUGGGGCUGCGUAUUAUUUGAAUGGUGGGGCUAGGGUUGUUGCUGGGUGGGGGGUUUGGGGGGUUGGUGUGCUUGUUUUGGGUUGGCUUUUGUAG